Cuscuta epithymum is the source of this 1709-nucleotide messenger RNA. The record is from the annotation of a GenBank genome assembly. Lineage: Eukaryota; Viridiplantae; Streptophyta; Magnoliopsida; Solanales; Convolvulaceae.
ACUGACAUCUCCUAAAACAUUUAUUGAAGUAAGGUGAUCCUAGAAUAGCUAAAAACCUCAUCCAAAUAAGAGGACUUUCAACGACCACGAAACAGAGCAAGACAAUGGCGACAUCAUUAGCCAGACCACCGGGUACUACGUUCUCCUCCAUGAUGGACUCUUCAAGAAUCAUACGGAAGCCACCACCAUCAUCUACCAUCGUCUCCAUCAAAUCCCAUCGGAGCACAGAAAUUUCAAAAAGAGCUUUGUUGAAUGUAGGGCUGGGUUUCAUGCCUCUAGUCACCAUCCGUCCUCCUCCCUCGAGUUCCAGGGAAGUUGAGGUCGGCUCUUACCUUCCGCCAUCGCCAAGCGUCCCUUCUUUUGUCCUCUACAAAGCCAAACCCACUGACACUCCUGCUCUUCGUGCUGUUGGUUUCAGGAAACGUGGAGCCAUACACAUUUAUGCUUCCUCCUACUUGGAAACAGACUCGUGUAGCAAACAUCUUAUCCGGUAACUACUGCCAGCCCAAGUGCGCAGAGCCGUGGGUUGAGGUAAGGUUUGAGGAUGCAAAGCAGGGGAAAAUUCAGGUGGUGGCGUCUCCUUUGGUACGCCUUACCAAUAAACCAAAUGCCAAAAUUGAGGACAUUGGGACCCCAGAAAAGGUCAUUGCUUCUCUUGGCCCUUUUGUCACUGGGAACACUUAUGACCCUGAUGAGCUCAUUCGAACUUCCAUUGAGAAGCGUGGUGGUCUAACGAUUCAGCCGUUUCAUCAGGCACUCUUCAUGGAUUAGCAUCUGUACUUGCUGCCUCCUCUAGUUGGACUGACUCAAUGAUAAUAAAACAUAAACAGAGACAGUCAUCACCAUUGCCUUCGCCAUCUCCAUCAUCUCAUGAUGAUCAUAGCCAUCUUAGUCCCAACUAGUUGGGAUCGAUAACGUAACAAUUAUAGUGUCAAUUGAUAAUUUAGAUCAGGUAACAGAAAUUAUACAAGAAGAUUAUUUUAGGACAUGCCAAAAAGAUAAAUAUCUGUUUGAAUGUAGGGUGUUUCGAAAGGGUGGGUUUAGUCUUUAUCUUGAUAUACUUGAGCUCAAAAUUUGAAAGGCUGACAUAAUAUGUGAUUGUGUAUAACAUUUGAAUCCUGUGGUACUCAUUUUCAGCAAGAAAUACAUCCUAUUUAUGAAGAUAUAGAAAGCUCAAAAGUCAAAACAGAACCUAAGAAGAUUAAAAGGGGACUGAGAGAUGGAGUAUUUAGGAAGAUGUGAUUCACUUGUGGUCUUGUGUGUAUGUUAUGGGGGUUACAUGGUUCUGUUAACUGCAUCAUCUCUUGCAUGGAUCAUAGUGUUUUCAUGAAUACUACUUCUGCUUCUGUUUGCAGUACUACAGGUAUGUUCUGGAAACUCCUUACGCUCUUACUGGGUCCCACAAUCUUGCAAAAGCAACAGCGAAGGGAGACACAGUUGUCCUCUUUGUGGCCAGUGCCAAUGAGAAGCAGUGGCAAUCAUCACAGAAAACUUUAGAAGCCAUUCUUGAUUCCUUUGAACUGUAGUUUCUUUCUUUAAUGGAAGAGCCCUUCUAAUCCCAUUUUGAUAUCAUAGAAGAGAGCCCAUUCUUGAUUUUGUUCUUUUUUAUGGCAAAAGAAGCAAACAAGUCAAUGUUUGUAUCAAGUGCAUAUAAAACAUUUCCCUUAAUGCUUUUAAAGUUGUAAAGUUUAACUUAAGCUUCGUUCAAU